This is a messenger RNA of Brassica rapa (field mustard), 2403 nucleotides long. Its product is annotated as casein kinase 1-like protein HD16. Lineage: Eukaryota; Viridiplantae; Streptophyta; Magnoliopsida; Brassicales; Brassicaceae. The record is from RefSeq and is a predicted model, not a curated record. Gene Ontology annotation, biological process: protein phosphorylation. Gene Ontology annotation, molecular function: ATP binding; protein kinase activity.
UAUCGUUCGCCUAAGUCAGUAAAAUCCCUAAAAAAAAAAAAUCCCCAUUACAUCUCCUCUCUUCGUUAUCUUGGAGCAAUGAUCCAUCGAUGGUCCAUGGACGCCUGAGCAGGCCAAGAUCGGGACCGCGAGACAACCAAAAGAAACCUAAAACAAAAGUCAAUUGCUCUGCGGCGGCAGAAAGAAAGAAAGAGAGAGAGAUAGAGUUGCGGAGUGAAUCGAUCUUUUGGUGGAAGGAAAGAGAGAGAGAGAGAGAGAGAGAGAGAGAGAGAGAGAGAGAGAGAGAGAGAGGGAGUCUUCUUGAUGGGUGAAUUCAACAGUGGUGGUCAACCACCUUUGCCUGACGACGACGGAAGCGCUCCUCCCCUUCCCGAAAAGGUUCAGGUCGGUGGUUCCCCAAUGUACAAAUUAGAUAGGAAGCUAGGCAAAGGAGGUUUCGGACAAGUUUAUGUUGGUCGGAAGAUGGGUCCUGCCACUGUUAACGCUAGAUUUGGCCCCGGAGCUAUGGAGGUGGCUUUGAAGUUUGAGCAUAGAAGCAGCAAAGGAUGUAACCAUGGGCCACCUCAUGAGUGGCAAGUUUACAAUGCUCUUGGUGGCAGUCAUGGCGUGCCACGAGUUCAUUUUAAAGGUCGUCAAGGAGAUUUUUACAUAAUGGUUAUGGAUAUACUAGGGCCUAGCUUGUGGGAUGUUUGGAACAGCACCAGUCAAGCGAUGUCAACAGAGAUGGUUGCAUGCAUCGCGAUUGAGGCAAUAUCCAUUUUGGAAAAGAUGCAUUCUAGGGGAUAUGUGCAUGGUGAUGUUAAACCGGAGAAUUUUCUGCUUGGGCCUCCUGGAACUCCUGAAGAGAAAAAACUUUUCCUUGUUGACCUCGGUUUAGCAAUCAGAUGGCGCGACAAUGCUACUGGACAACAUGUUGAAUACGAUCAGCGUCCUGAUGUGUUUAGAGGAACGGUGCGUUAUGCAAGCGUACACGCUCAUCUUGGCAGAACUUGUAGUCGGAGGGAUGACCUGGAAUCUCUUGCUUACACUCUUGUUUUUCUUCUUCGAGGCAGGCUUCCAUGGCAAGGCUACCAGGGAGAGAACAAAGGCUUCCUUGUUUGCAAGAAGAAGAUGGCUACUUCCCCAGAAACUCUUUGCUGCUUCUGCCCCCAGCCUUUCCGUGAAUUUGUCGAGUAUGUGGUCAAUUUGAAGUUUGAUGAGGAGCCUGACUAUGCAAAGUAUAUCUCCCUUUUCGAUGGAAUAGUCGGACCAAACCCAGACAUUAGGCCAAUAAACACUGAUGGCGCACAGAAGCUCGUACAUCAAGUGGGUCAAAAGAGAGGUAGGUUGACAAUGGAUGAUGAGGACGAACAGCCAACAAAGAAGGUCAGAUUGGGAAUGCCAGCGACACAAUGGAUCAGCAUUUACAGUGCUCACAGACCAAUGAAGCAAAGAUAUCACUAUAACGUUGCUGAUAUAAGGCUCCCACAGCACAUCGAAAAGGGAAAUGACGAUGGGCUAUUUAUCAGCAGUGUGGCUUCUUGCUCGAAUCUCUGGGCUGUAAUCAUGGAUGCAGGAACUGGCUGUACGGCCCAAGUUUACCAGCUAUCACCAAGCUUUCUCCACAAGGAAUGGAUUAUGGAACAAUGGGAAAAAAAUUACUACAUCACAGCAGUAGCUGGAGCAAACAAUGGAAGCUCAUUUGUUGUUAUGUCGAAGGGGACACCGUAUCUACAGCAAUCCUACAAAGUGAGCGAUUCUUUUCCCUUCAAGUGGAUAAAUAAAAAGUGGAGGGAAGGGUUUUAUGUCACAUCAAUGGCAACUGCUGGAAGCAAAUGGGGGAUUGUUAUGUCUCGUGGAGCUGCUUUUUCAGACCAGGUAGUAGAACUAGAUUUUCUAUACCCCAGUGAAGGUAUACAUCGUCGAUGGGAAAAUGGCUACCGAAUUACAUCAAUUGCUGGAACUUGUGAUCAGUCUGCUUUUGUCCUUAGUGUGCCAAGAAGAAAGCCUAGUGAUGAGACACAGGAGACUCUUAGAACUUCUGCUUUUCCUAGUAAUCAUGUCAAGGAAAAAUGGGGCAAGAAUCUUUACAUUUCGUCCAUUUGUUACGGUCGAACUGUUUCAUGAAGUUCUAGUUUUUUUGUUUACGAAUGCAAGUCAAUUUUAGCUUUUGUAUCCAUCCAUACAUCCGCGCUCAGUGAGAAUGAACAACAACAGUGAUGCUAUGGGCUUAGGAGAAUAUUUUAAGCAAGGAUGAAUGGAAGAUGUACUUCACUACUGUUUGUUUUGGAGGAAUAAGUUUAAAAUUUCUUAGAUUAAAAAAAAGAAAGAGGAUAGCUCAGUAUUAUCAAUCUUAUCUUCAAAACUAUGGUAUGAUUGUAUGUUUUUGCAGUAAAUUGAAGAUGGAACUAUUUGGUGGGGUAA